AUGGGAGUCUUACUUUUGAUGAGGCUUGUGCGUCAAAUGGAAUCUUCAAGCGUUAAGGUGGAACAGUUUGCGGAUGCAAGUAUGUACCAUCCCCUAGACAUCACCCAGGAUAUCUUCGAUAACAUCAACAAGUUCUAUUGCGAGAACAAAUUCGCGCAGCUUCCGGAGCCGUUCGACUUGAAAACACAACCCAAGGUGCCCUACACCAUGCAACUUGUGAUUCAGUCCACGCCACCCCCUCCCGAAGGUGAUCCUAAUGGUUCAUACGUGCACAUCUUCAAGCACAUCUACUUGCACCGUAACAAGUUGGCGGCGUCCGAGUGCGUGAACAUGUGUCGUGGGAAUCCUCUUCGUUUCGAUUGGGGCUCCCAUACCAGGCUCGCCUUAUCGGGACUUAAUUACAUGUUAGACCAAAUGGGAGGUAAACAGCUUGGCUUUUGGCUCCUGAAGCCCAAGUUUGAAAAGAAGAUCACCAUCGAUCAGCAAGCACAUGACGAUGGAUACAGAUUCAUCCGUGACUUCGGCCCCAAAAGCAACAACAAGAACCAAUUCAUGGAAUGGACCGACGAGUACAUUAACACACCGGGUAGCAAAAUCGAAGGGUGGACGGAGGGAAAGGUCAAGGAGGCACUCCACAAUUACAUGCGAGGACGCCAGAAUGCAAAAACGCUUGAAUAUUGGCCGUUCACAUUGAAAUCCUUCACCCCAUGGUUCUUCGACCGCAUCCUCACCCGCAUGCUACCAACCUUGCGCCAGCACUCCAUCACCUGGAUUGGGCGUACACGGACCGGCAAAUCGUUGGGAUCCAAAACAGUCUUGUUUGCACAGUCUAAGUUUGAAAUCGAUUUGGCGGAGCGAGCAGACUUGGUUCCAUCCAUUCUCACGGCGAAGCAUCUCGAUUUCUUUAAGGCGGAGCCUCUCACCAAAUUCAAACCAGGGGUGUUUGAUGACGGCAUGUUGCAAAAGAUGGACACAUCGUUUUUGAAAGCCUUCCUCAACCCGUCCGAAGAAGAUGCCACCGUUUGGGCACGAUACUCAUCAGCUCAUUUUGAACAAGGUGCCGGACGCCACGCAUGCAACAAUCCCUAUGACCGCAAAGUUGACGAAGACAUGUUCGCGAAAAUGAAGACCACGAAGCUUUGGGAAAUUUCUUACAGCGACUUUGUCAAGUUGAUCAUGCCUUCAUUCACAGCAGUGGACGACGAAGAAGACUUGGACGCGAUUCUGGCCCGCACGCACCUCAUUGUCCUUACAAACAAUGGUAUUUAUUAUCGUGUAGCAUCUACGGGGAAAGGGUCAGUAGACUUCAUUGCGUGGGACACUGAGCCGAAGGACUUGCUUGCUCCCUCCCAGCAUGCAAUCUUCAAAUCGUACAAAAUGAAUCCACAAGGAUCGUCAGCCUCCAUGUGUCCCGGUCUCGACCACGCCAUUCCGAAUCCGGAAUUCAUCAGACCUGAGUAUGCAGAUUGCGAUUCCGAUGAUGACGUGCUUCCCGCCGUGGGUACCAAUCCUGAGCACAUGUCGGACAAUCAUGACGGUGAUGAUCUUGAAAGGGACUUGGCAAAGAUCAUGGAUGAGGAAACCAACCACAUGGACACGGAUUAG
Messenger RNA from Symbiodinium sp. CCMP2592, 1605 nucleotides. NCBI's taxonomy places the organism in Eukaryota, Dinophyceae, Suessiales, Symbiodiniaceae. The record is from the annotation of a GenBank genome assembly.